AUGGCUGCAGUGGUCAUUGGCAAUGAUAAUGACCGUGAAUUCUUUCUCCCCUGCCCCCAGAUGUUCUUGGCCAGGGCACUUUAUGACAACCACCCCGACUGUGCCGAUGAGCUGGCUUUCUGCAGGGGAGACAUCCUGACCAUUCUGGAACAAAAUGUGCCGGAAAGCAAGGGCUGGUGGAAGUGUUUGCUUCACGGGAGGCAAGGCCUGGCCCCUGCCAACCGCCUUGAAAUCCUCGUGGAGGCCCCCGCCGACAGGCCCUGUCCCCCUUUCCUGAGAGGCCCGGAAGAUGCUUCCACCAGCUCCCAGGAGACCUAUGAAGUGCCCACCCUGCUCAACCCCUCAUCUCCAGGCCCUGUGUACGAGCAGAUGAAGAGCUGGGUGGAGGGGCCUCUGCCUCCCACAGUCCAAGUCUAUGAAGUCCCUGACCCACCUGCCAGCGCCAGAAUCAUCUGUGAAAAGACUCUAUGCUUUCCAAAACAGGCCCUCUUCACAAUUCCCAGACCUGCUCGGACCUCGUUGCCAGCUCUGCCUUGCCAGGUGUAUGAUGUGCCCACCCAGAGCCGGUGCCUCCCAGCCCUAAAGGAGCCAGGGAAGCAGCAACAGCUAUAUGACAUCCCCCCCAGACCCCAAAAAGCAGCACUUGGUCCCCCUGCCAGCCAACCAAACGGGCAGAGUGUUCCCCUGAUGUCAAGCAUUGCCUUAAGGAGAGGCAGCUGCAACACGUUGCCAAGCCCUCAGAAAUCCGAAUGGAUUUAUGACACGCCAGUGUCUCCGGAAAAGGCUGAUGUAAGAAACUCAUCUCUAAGCAGCUUUGUGGAAAAAUCGGGGCACCGUGCUCUCCCCAGGUACAUGUCCAGUUUUCACAGCCCUCAGAACAGCAGAGCAACGACCCUCAGUCCACACCCGCGGAAAAAUGUGCCCAUGCAGAAAAAACUCAGCCUUCCAGAGAUUCCUUCUUAUAGCUUUCCACCAGCCAGGGAUGCAUUCCCUUUGGAUGAAGGUGCCAGCUACCAGGUCCCUUCAAGCUUUCUGAUCUCCCGAGUGGAACAGCAGAACACCAAGCUGAACAUUUACGAUGUCCCUAAAGCGACGCCAAGUGUCCCCCAGGCUGGGAAAGAGCUGGCAAAAGCCGAUGGGCCUUCAGAUAAUUCCAUGGACCAUAAUUCCUCGUGGUUCUCCGGACGGGCAGCAUCGCUGUCUCCUGAACCAGACAGCCUAUCCGUUUCCAGCUCUGGCAGCAGAGCCAGCGUCCUUUCCUCCUCCUCCUCCACGUCCAGCCACUCUUCUAGCUCCUUCUCGGAGGAGUCAGCCAGAGAGCUCCCCUUGGACCUGGACUUGGCCAAAGAGACAGCCACAGCUCUGCAGCACAAGGUGGACCGCUCUGUCGCGGGCCUGAUGCUCUUUGUCAGCAGGCGGUGGAGGUUCAGAGACUACCUGGAGGCCAAUGUCCACGCGAUCCGCAGGGCUGCCGACUGCGUAGAGGAAUCCUUGAGAGAAUUUCUGGAUUUCGCCUGCGGCGUCCGUGGGACCGCCUGUAACCUCACCGACAGUAAACUUCAGGCCAAAAUUAGGGAUCAGCUACAGACAAUCUCCAACUCCUACCAAAUCCUGCUUGAAACAAAGGAAAGUCUGGAGAGCUGCGAUUGGUCCCUGGAAGUCCUUGUGACCAACGAAGUCCAAAACAGCCUGGAUGACCUGGAGAGAUUUGUCCUGACGGCGAGGAUGGUUCCAGAAGACAUCAAGAGGUUCGCCUCCCUCGUCAUUGCCAAUGGGAGGCUCCUUUUCAAGCCGAACUGUGAAAAGGAAGACCCCGCGCAAUUGACCCCAAAUGCAGAAUUUAAGCUUGCAAAAUCCAUCCGGCUUCCCCAAAAGGAGAUUGAAUCAUACCAAAGGAAUGCUCCUUUUCAGAAACAAAGGGAAAGCGAACACCCUCCUGAACUAUUAAAGAAGAAUAGGACAAAUGUUUGUGAACAGGAGUUGCCUAGCCUAGAAGAGAAAGAAAAACCCAUCUUGGAACAAAGGUUGGAUGAAAACAAAGACUUAGAAACACAGAAUCCUAGCUCCCUUAGCCCCCGACCUUUGAGUCAGCAGAACCCUGCGAAGAAAAUCCGCCUUUCUGAACACUGCCGCCUCUAUUUCGGGGCACUCUUCAAAGCCAUCGGCGUGUUGAACAGCAGUCUCGGCAACAGCCAGCCCCCCGAGAUCUUCAUCACACAGAGCAAGCUGGUCAUCAUGGUCGGGCAGAAGCUGGUGGACACGCUGUGCCAGGAGACCCAGGAGAAGGACGUGCGCAACGAGAUCUUGCGUGGCAGCAGCCGCGUCUGCAGCCUGCUCAAGGACCUGGCGCUGGCCACCAAGCACGCCGCACUCCAGCAUCCCAGCCCCGCCGCCCUGCAGCACCUCCAGGCCGAGGCCAAGAAGCUGGAGCGGCACACGCAGCAAUUCAGGGGGACGUUGGAAUGA
This is a messenger RNA of Eubalaena glacialis (North Atlantic right whale), 2466 nucleotides long. It is a transcript of the gene CASS4, whose product is annotated as Cas scaffold protein family member 4. The record is from RefSeq and is a predicted model, not a curated record. NCBI's taxonomy places the organism in Eukaryota, Metazoa, Chordata, Mammalia, Artiodactyla, Balaenidae. Gene Ontology annotation, cellular component: cytoplasm; plasma membrane. The transcript has 6 exons. Gene Ontology annotation, molecular function: protein binding. Gene Ontology annotation, biological process: cell surface receptor protein tyrosine kinase signaling pathway; cell migration. Bases 1 to 2466 code for a protein of 821 amino acids.